Messenger RNA from Alligator sinensis (Chinese alligator), 3859 nucleotides. It is a transcript of the gene MLX, whose product is annotated as MLX, MAX dimerization protein. Bases 74 to 814 code for a protein of 246 amino acids. Gene Ontology annotation, biological process: regulation of transcription by RNA polymerase II. Gene Ontology annotation, cellular component: nucleus. The record is from RefSeq and is a predicted model, not a curated record. The transcript has 8 exons. Gene Ontology annotation, molecular function: DNA-binding transcription factor activity, RNA polymerase II-specific; RNA polymerase II cis-regulatory region sequence-specific DNA binding; protein dimerization activity. NCBI's taxonomy places the organism in Eukaryota, Metazoa, Chordata, Crocodylia, Alligatoridae.
UGCCGCCCCACGAGGCCAGCGGAUGCUAUGAUUGGGUGGUGCCUCGGGAAUCACAUGACGAGGCAGCGGGAAGAUGGCGGAGCCGCUAGGCGCCGCGGUCGAGGACCCGUGGGGAAAACAGGUGGACUGUGUGUACAGCGACAAUGGACUGGAGGCUCCACUCUUUGUGGAAAGCAGUAGAAAGGGAAGCAUAGUAUCACGAGCGAACAGCAUUGGCUCCACUAGUGCCUCCUCUGUCCCCAAUACAGAUGAUGAAGACAGUGAUUAUCACCAAGAAGCCUAUAAAGAGUCAUACAAAGACCGGCGCAGGCGUGCACACACCCAGGCAGAGCAGAAGAGAAGGGAUGCCAUCAAGAAAGGCUACGAUGACUUGCAGGCUAUUGUGCCUACAUGCCAGCAGCAAGAUUUCUCCCUUGGCUCCCAGAAGCUGAGCAAAGCCAUUGUCUUGCAGAAAACCAUUGACUAUAUUCAGUUCCUGCACAAGGAGAAGAAGAAACAGGAGGAGGAAGUUUCAACGCUCAGGAAAGAUGUCAUGGCCUUGAAGAUCAUGAAAAUAAACUAUGAGCAGAUUGUGAAAGCUCACCAGGAUAACCCCAAUGAGGGGAAAGACCAGGUGUCUGACCAAGUCAAGUUUAAUGUUUUCCAAGGCAUCAUGGAUUCUUUGUUCCAGUCAUUUAAUGCCUCUGUCUCGGUAGCAAGUUUUCAGGAACUUUCAGCAUGCGUCUUCAGCUGGAUUGAGGAGCAUUGCAAACCACAGACCCUGCGGGACAUUGUGAUCGGGGUUCUACAUCAACUAAAGAGUCAGCUCUAUUGACUGCGCUCCCUGUGGUGCCCCAGUGGCAUGAGCUUUCUUCCUCUUACCAGGCUACAGAAAUGUGGGGCACCACUCAGCUGAGAGAGGAGCAGGUAGCAGGUUUCAGGAAAAGCUGGUCUGUUUCCCUUGUGGUUAUUUGUAAAGUUUUUCUCUGGAUUAUUUAUUGUAUUAACUAUGAAACCAAAACUGGGUAUGUAAGUGCAUGUCUUCUCCACAGAUACUGUCACAGUCUGUAUCACCAAAGUAUCUGUAGGGACUGAGUCAGCAGAGAAGGGAAAACAUAUCUGUUAAAUACAAUCCUCCUUGUCACAAGGAAGGAAAGGGUCUCUGGGCCAGGGUUGUGAGGCACUGAGUAGGCCUAGCCUGUACCAGCUACAGGAGCUAAAGUGGUGAGAUGAGUCUGCUCUGUAGCCUUCAGAUUACCUGUUCUGUUCUGGUGGCAGUGCCUGCAAUAUAACUGUUGCCUGGACCACACAGCACUUCCUGCAUUUUAGACUUUCAAACCAGUAAGAUGCCAGCCUUAAGUAUCAUACUCUACAAUGUAGUUAUUCAGUGAGUACCUUGGCACUGUAGAGUUUGAGAUGAAGAGGCAGUGGCAGUGAGAAUUUGUGUUGCAUUACAUUACAUUUAUAUCCAGCCAUUACAGUGCUGGACUUUAAAAGCAUGUGAAUGGAAGCAGAGCAGCUCUAAAAUUCUAGACCCCAAGACAAAGGAUGUGAAUCACCCUGGCAGUCCAGGAAAGAAGCUGACUUCCACUAAGGAGGGUUAAGGAUAAGCUUCCCUGGAAGUAGGGUGUCUCAUCACUGCAGACUUUGACAGCUUCUGUAGCAGCUGAUACUAGCUUCUCAGAGACAGGCCACUGCUUUCUUCUAGAACAGUUUGGUUAUUUAAUCUAGCCAUGGGACAGAGGAUCACUUAUUUGCACAGAACUUUCAGAAAGACAACAGAAAGCAAGCUAGGUGGGGUUGGCCAAAUCCUGCUGCAACAAGAGGGUCUUAAUACCAAACAGCAUGGAAGCUGCCUCUCCCCACUGGGCAGAUAUGGAUGGUGUAGGGCUUCUCUGGGACAGCUGCUAACUGACCUUUCCCACUCUAGCCAUGUUUCCUUCACAGUGAAAUAGGAGUACAGUUUUCUGUACAGGCUUCUCUUGCCAUCUCAGUUCAACUGCUGAAAGAUCUCUGGUUUCAUCUGACUUGAGUUUCUGAUAGUCACAAUGUAUGGGGAAAAAGAAUGGUGCAUGUAGCAGAGCUGCUGUCAAUUUUAAUCUGCUUUUUUUUAGAAGUGUAGUUUUAUAUUUAAAAAAAAUACCUCUUGCCUUUUGUAAGUCAAGGAAGUCAGACUGAAGUGUUAUUAACUUGAGUUUUGCAGCCAAAUACUUUUUCUGGGAGAGACUUUAGCCAGGCACCCACUGCUCUCAGUCUAACAGUCAUAUCUUUGGCAGAUACUUGGCAGCUGUCUACUAACAAAGUAAUAGUUCUUUAUCACCCAGACAGAGUGAAAGGAUUGGAAUUAUCCUGAAGUGGCUUUUACAGAAUAUGCUCACUGAUGAUCAUAUUCCUACCACCAUGCUCAAAUUAGUAGCAGUAACAAUUUUGCAUUUCUUUAUCUUAGAAUUCUUUAGCAAUAAAAGGUAGGUUUCCAGUGUCAGGCUAGUUGCUUUAAACACGGAAGCAGAAGGAUAGUGUUUAAACCACUCUUUCUACUGAAAUUUAGUAAAGGAAAAAUUACUGUCAGUCUUGGAUUUUACUAAAAGAAUCAUUUCUCCAAGCCUUGCAUUGAAUGUCCCUUUUCAGUGAAGACACAGCAUAGAGCCCUAAAGAGUCUAACUCUUUGCAAUGACACAUGUAACUGUUUAAAGAGAAUUAUACACCAUAAGGGCCAUUAACAAUAUGGCUGCAUUACAGAAGCGUGUGCCCAUUGCUGUGCUGUAAAGAAAAUAUCCUGUUUGAAGCAAUAGGCAGUGCUUUACUGUUAAUGAUAGUGACAUGUGUUACUCUCUUCUGAGCCUCCUUCAGAAGCAGCCAGCUUUCUUGUGUGGAAGAACCUUGGGCUUUUGCAGACCUCACAAAUGGAAAUGAAAUAUUUUUCUAUCGUGAAAAGUAAUUAUAAUAAAUUUUGCUAAAUGUUUUAAUUAUUCUUCUCCUUGUUUUCUUCCACUACUGAAUAACUAGAAUCUUCCACCUAGGAUCACAUGGUAGAACUGUUUUUUCAAAAGCAACUAGGUGAUAUUUGGAUGCCCAUUUUGACAAUUGCUGUUCGGGCUUCUAUAUUAGAAUCACCCACAUCCACCCAAUCUGAAGUGGUGGCAUGAUCUCCCCAUCCAAGUAUGUUUUACUAUUUUCAGUGUCAUUUAGGCCAAACUACACCCCAUCCAUCAGGAAGGCUCCCAAAACCCCAGAUUAACUGGGAAGCCUCUCCUAUACUACCACAACAUGCAGCAUGAGACAAGGGGACAUUAGAAGAGGGUGUAUCACUGAAGGGAAGCACAGCUAAAAUGAGAAGCACAGUGUUUAAUGAAUUAUACUCCUGUGUAUAGCAUUACGGCAUGGUACACAUCAUGGGAAGCAGUCCCUGCUCACUAUUAAAUACACUGAGGUGUCAGUACAGCUCUCUGCAAGUGUAAUAAACAACUGGUUUAUUUAGUCUUUCCUAGGCACACCCCUCCUCCCUCUUACUAGAACACCUACUUGGUGGCAAAUCAACAGUAAAAAGUCUUCUCCCACAUGACUCUUCAGCCACACUGGCUCAACUGCCCAUUGCAAUGAAGGGUAGAAAAAAUAAUGGACUCUUCUGCAUGCGAGAUCAUGCCUUUGGUCCUAUCCCCUCUAACUGCCUUCCAGAUUGCAAAGCAUUUUAAAACAAACAUACAUAAAAGAUGCAGGACAAAACCAAACCCUGCAGAUGAUUGUGAGUUUCAGAACCAGCGCCCAUUGUGCUCCAUGCUGGCUAGUUCUUUUCCCUGGAGCAGAGGUUUCCAUCAGCUGCUCAGACAGCUGCUGGCAGAGUCACAUUGUGGUCCUCAUCCGUUUCUAUUCCAACUUCCUC